This is a messenger RNA of Mus musculus (house mouse), 1736 nucleotides long. It is a transcript of the gene H2-D1, whose product is annotated as histocompatibility 2, D region locus 1. The transcript is spliced from 8 exons. The coding region runs from base 21 to 1109 and encodes 362 amino acids. Gene Ontology annotation, cellular component: lumenal side of endoplasmic reticulum membrane; phagocytic vesicle membrane; membrane. Gene Ontology annotation, biological process: immune response; signal transduction; antigen processing and presentation. The record is from RefSeq and is marked validated. Lineage: Eukaryota; Metazoa; Chordata; Mammalia; Rodentia; Muridae.
UCAGACACCCGGGAUCCCAGAUGGGGGCGAUGGCUCCGCGCACGCUGCUCCUGCUGCUGGCGGCCGCCCUGGCCCCGACUCAGACCCGCGCGGGCCCACACUCGAUGCGGUAUUUCGAGACCGCCGUGUCCCGGCCCGGCCUCGAGGAGCCCCGGUACAUCUCUGUCGGCUAUGUGGACAACAAGGAGUUCGUGCGCUUCGACAGCGACGCGGAGAAUCCGAGAUAUGAGCCGCGGGCGCCGUGGAUGGAGCAGGAGGGGCCGGAGUAUUGGGAGCGGGAAACACAGAAAGCCAAGGGCCAAGAGCAGUGGUUCCGAGUGAGCCUGAGGAACCUGCUCGGCUACUACAACCAGAGCGCGGGCGGCUCUCACACACUCCAGCAGAUGUCUGGCUGUGACUUGGGGUCGGACUGGCGCCUCCUCCGCGGGUACCUGCAGUUCGCCUAUGAAGGCCGCGAUUACAUCGCCCUGAACGAAGACCUGAAAACGUGGACGGCGGCGGACAUGGCGGCGCAGAUCACCCGACGCAAGUGGGAGCAGAGUGGUGCUGCAGAGCAUUACAAGGCCUACCUGGAGGGCGAGUGCGUGGAGUGGCUCCACAGAUACCUGAAGAACGGGAACGCGACGCUGCUGCGCACAGAUUCCCCAAAGGCACAUGUGACCCAUCACCCCAGAUCUAAAGGUGAAGUCACCCUGAGGUGCUGGGCCCUGGGCUUCUACCCUGCUGACAUCACCCUGACCUGGCAGUUGAAUGGGGAGGAGCUGACCCAGGACAUGGAGCUUGUGGAGACCAGGCCUGCAGGGGAUGGAACCUUCCAGAAGUGGGCAUCUGUGGUGGUGCCUCUUGGGAAGGAGCAGAAUUACACAUGCCGUGUGUACCAUGAGGGGCUGCCUGAGCCCCUCACCCUGAGAUGGGAGCCUCCUCCGUCCACUGACUCUUACAUGGUGAUCGUUGCUGUUCUGGGUGUCCUUGGAGCUAUGGCCAUCAUUGGAGCUGUGGUGGCUUUUGUGAUGAAGAGAAGGAGAAACACAGGUGGAAAAGGAGGGGACUAUGCUCUGGCUCCAGGCUCCCAGAGCUCUGAAAUGUCUCUCCGAGAUUGUAAAGCGUGAAGACAGCUGCCUGGACUGUACUGAGUGACAGACGAUGUGUUCAGGUCUCUCCUGUGACAUCCAGAGCCCUCAGUUCUCUUUACACAACAUUGUCUGAUGUUCCCUGUGAGCUUGGGUUCAGUGUGAAGAACUGUGGAGCCCAGCCUGCCCUGCACACCAGGACCCUAUCCCUGCACUGCCCUGUGUUCCCUUCCAUAGCCAACCUUGCUGCUCCAGCCAAACACUGGGGGACAUCUGCAUCCUGUAAGCUCCAUGCUACCCUGAGCUGCAGCUCCUCACUUCCACACUGAGAAUAAUAAUUUGAAUGUGGGUGGCUGGAGAGAUGGCUCAGCGCUGACUGCUCUUCCAAAGGUCCUGAGUUCAAAUCCCAGCAACCACAUGGUGGCUCACAACCAUCUGUAAUGGGAUCUAACACCCUCUUCUGCAGUGUCUGAAGACAGCUACAGUGUACUUACAUAUAAUAAUAAAUAAGUCUUUAAAAAAUAAUUUGAAAGUGACCUUGAUUGUUAACAUCUUGAUCUAGGGCUGAUUUCUUGUUAAUUUCAUGGAUUGAGAAUGCUUAGAGGUUUUUUUGUUUGUUUGAUUGAUUUUUUUGAAGAAAUAAAUGGCAGAUGAAGGAACUUCCAG